Messenger RNA from Limulus polyphemus (Atlantic horseshoe crab), 2796 nucleotides. RefSeq lists its product as uncharacterized. The transcript is spliced from 11 exons. Gene Ontology annotation, biological process: regulation of DNA-templated transcription. The record is from RefSeq and is a predicted model, not a curated record. Gene Ontology annotation, molecular function: protein binding. Bases 140 to 1360 code for a protein of 406 amino acids. NCBI's taxonomy places the organism in Eukaryota, Metazoa, Arthropoda, Merostomata, Xiphosura, Limulidae.
GUGGCGCGUGCUGUGACUGUAUGGGGUCAUAGAACGUAACCAGUCGAGAACGUGCAAAAUAUUUUUCUAUAUACUUUACUAUCUCUGAUUGAUUACUCUUUAAAGUAUUUGUAGUGCAAAGCAGGAAACUCGGACUGAGAUGAUAAGUCGACGGAAGAUUUUGUCACGCUCUAGGGACGACUUGACUUCCGACUUCGGCGUGGAAGAGGAGGAGGACGUCUGGUACCAGAAGGAUAAGUUGUUCAAGGAUCAUAUACAAGAAGUUCUCAACAAAUGGGACCAGAUCGACGACGAAAUUUGGGCAAAAGUGAUAUGUAUGGAAAGGAAUCGACGAGUAGCCAAGGCUUAUGCAAGAACUCCUGUCUUAACUGUUAAUGGAUCAGAUGAUGGGUUCGAUGGUUAUAGAAUUGGUCUCUGUGGGUUUGAUAAUCCUAUGAGGGAUUCUGAAACCGACGAAGUUAAACGACAUAUUGGCAACGGGGUGAAAUUCAAGAUGGACGAUGGCGGUAACAUCAUGAUGAAACGUGUCAGCAAAUGUAAUAUAUAUGUUAAAGAAUUUAGCAAUGCAGAAACGUCAAUAUCCUCCGAUAUUAUCAAGAAUAAAGGACAACUGGAAUUAGAGAAAGCAGUGAAGUUAUUUGACAUGAAAAAGUUCCAAAAUAAUGUUAGUAGAGAAAUUAGAAGAGCUUAUCCCGACCGUAGAAAGUUAGAAAGUCAGUGCAUCUCUGCUCUAGCAUUUGUUAAAGAUUCUUCAGAAAUCCUAGAAUGUCCUUGUUGGGUAAUGAUAAUAAACAUCGUAGCCCUGGACAUGCUUAAGUCUAAACUGCCACUAAUAUCUAAGAAACAGAGCGUCCCCAACCUAACAGCUGUCUUCGACCGUCCUCGUCUUCCUGUUCCUGAGGAGGACCCAUACAGCGUGCCCCAUCCAGGAAUGUCUUCACGUUCCUCGAAUACUCCACGAGAUAAACCUCCCAAGCUGCCACCGCGUGACUCAUCACAUGUUUCUCUACCUAAGCCCGAUUAUGAUGAUGAGAAACAAGUUGAAGCUUUCAGACUUCCACCAGUACAGUCAUUCAGUCGAAACAAAAAGUCAGAAUAUCCCGACGAUCCUUACUACUGCGGACUCCGAGCUCGUGUGCCUAAUUUUGCCAAACACGAUCAGGAUCAUAUCAAGAAGACUCACAGCGCUGGCUACCUUGGUCUUCUGCGAUCACAAGAACGGACAUCUUUUUCAUCCACUCUUGGUCCCGAGGAACUAAUUUCCAACGAGGAGGAAUACAAACGCAUUUAUAGCAGACUUCGAGCACCACCUCACCAUCAUUAUCCUCCGAAGGAAAUGCACGUCGGACAAUGGGAAUAAGUUAUUCUUGUAGGAAAAAGAAAAUGUUAUCGAUAAUAUAUGAAUGCUGUAGUAGUCACAACAUGAAUGUCAUCGAUCGUGGAGGAAACGUACUAAAAAAAAACGUGAUACCAGUUUUCCUUUAUAAUAUAAGUUUCAAAGAACCUGUUUAGAUAUUAUGUGUUUAAGUUUUGAAACACAAUUUCGAACCGUUAAAAGUAAUGCACACACACACACAUAUAUAUAUAUAUAUGUAUAUAUGAGACAUUUGUAAAUACAACUUAGAAUAGAUAUCUGAAAUUGUUGAGAAACCUUACGUAAUACACAUUACAAGAACUUACAUAUUGAAUACAUAAAUUUAUUAUAUAUACUCACCAAAUAUUCAGUUCUUUUAAAACUAAAUAGGUCUUAAUAAGUUUCAACAAAAAAGUGUUAUCUAUAUUUAUUGACAUUCUAUGAGAGUAACUGAACAACAUAAUUUAAUUCAUGAAGCUUUAGGAGACAAUGCAUGCGUAACUACCAGCUCUGCAAAUAGUAACAAACAGCGCCAUCUCGAGGCUAUUCGAUUAACUUGUUGACAAUAUGGAUUUUUUUUUUUUCAUUUUUAGUCCCCCCUUUCUGCAGUUCAUUGGUAAGCUUGAGGAAUUAUCAUGCUAAAAAUCUGGGAGAUGGAUACCAGUGAUAGGCGCAACGCAGAUAACCCAUUAUGUAACUUUGCAUUUAAACACAAAAAACAAUUUUAUUUUUCUGUGUUUGUGUCUUUCAACGUUCUCUUUGUUUAAACGUUCCAUUUCAAUUUUUAGAAUCAGGUUCACACAUACUGUUAUGUUGUUUAUCUUCCACUUUUUUGUAUAAGGUGUAUACAGACUGUAGUUCCCAGCAAUAUUUCCCAAACAGUCCACAGCAGUUCAGUUUAGAGUGCAGUUUUAAAUAUUAUAAAUUUCAGAUAAUAACCAAAAGUUUGUAACUAUUUUUAUACAGUGUAUCAAUCUAAAAUGAACAAUCCAAACACUUUAGUUUACAUAGGCAAUAUCUAUGUAAGACGAACCAAACCAAAAACACUGGUUUAGCCAGGUGUUACGAAUGCCGACUACACUAGAUAACAAGGAUAUGAAAUAUGGUGCAGAUAAUUGUUCUACCAAAAACACUGGUCUAGCCAGGUGUUACGAAUACUAACUACACUAGAUAACCAGAAUAUGACAUUUGGUGCAGAUAAUUGUUCUACCAAAAACACUGGUUUAGCCAGGUGUUACGAAUGCCAACUACACUAGAUAACAAGGAUAUGAAAUAUGGUGCAGAUAAUUGUUCUAGACGACAUAAGUGCAUAACUUAUGUGGGAUGUAAAAUUUUAUAUAAAUACGUAGAUGAGUAAUAGUGCUAAGGUGAUUUUGAUUGAAUGUGUAUGUUUUUGAUUUGAUGAUUUUUUUUUACUUUGCUUAAUAAAUGUUUCAAACGUU